Periophthalmus magnuspinnatus is the source of this 7448-nucleotide messenger RNA. RefSeq names its product kalirin-like. The transcript has 58 exons. The record is from RefSeq and is a predicted model, not a curated record. NCBI's taxonomy places the organism in Eukaryota, Metazoa, Chordata, Actinopteri, Gobiiformes, Gobiidae. The coding region runs from base 1 to 7143 and encodes 2380 amino acids. Gene Ontology annotation, molecular function: protein binding; guanyl-nucleotide exchange factor activity. Gene Ontology annotation, cellular component: cytoplasm.
AUGAAUCCGGCGGAGGCAGACGCGGGCCCGGACCCAGCCGCGGCAGGGUCAGAGAAAAAGGACACAGUUCGGGCGGUGGAUGUUCUAACGGUGCUCAGAGAGAAAGUGGCCUUCGUCUCAGGUGGGCGGGACAAACGAGGAGGGCCAAUCCUGACCUUCCCUGCCAGAACCAAUCACGACAGAAUAAAACAGGAAGACCUCAGCCGAUUGGUCACUUACCUGUCCACCGUUCCCAGUGAUGAUGUCCGCAGUAGGGGCUUCACAGUGGUGGUGGACAUGCGUGGCUCUAAGUGGGACAGUGUAAAGCCAGUUCUCAGGACACUUCAGGAGUCCUUCUCGGCUCAGAUCCACAUGGCGCUGCUCAUCAAACCUGACACCUUCUGGCAAAAGCACAAGACCAACCUGGGAAGCGCCAAACUCAGCUUCGAGACGAGCCUGGUGUCUGUGGAGGGUUUGUCCCGCCUCAUCGACCCCUCUCAGCUGACCGCAGACCUGGGCGGGUCCCUGGAGUACGACCAUGUGGAGUGGACCGAGCUGCGCCUGGGUCUGGAAGAGUUCUCAGGGGCAGCACAGCAGCUUUUAGCCCAACUGGAGCAGCUCGAGGCUGGGCUGAACCGCCAACCUGAGCCUCAGGAUGUAGACGAGGCCCGCAAACUGCUUGAAGAACAUAGCCGCCUGAGAAACACCAUCUCUACAGCUCCUGUUGACGCCCUGGACAGAGAGGGGCGUAGCCUGUUGCAGAGAAUGCGGCUUGGUCCCUCCCACAGUGAUACUCCCUCAGAGGGGGGUGGGGCUGGGGGCGGGACUGGGACAGGUGGAGGGGCAGGUGGAGGAGGAGCAAGUAGUGGAGGUGGUACCUGGUUGUCAGGGGGCGCAGACUUCCAGAGCGUAGCCCCUAAAGUGUCGUCUCUUCUGGAGCGGAUGCAGAGCUCUCGGACUCACCUGCUACAGCACUGGAGCGAGAGGAAAGUCCAACUAGAGCAGACGCUGCAGCUGCACCUGUUUGAGCAGGAUGCCACCAAGAUGUCGGAGUGGAUCGCUCACAGUAAAGAGCUGUUCCUCCAGAGCAUCACUGAGGUUGGACUCAACCACCAACACGCUCUGGAGCUACAGAGCCAGCACCAGCACUUCACUGCCAACUGCAUGAAUGGCAGUGUGAACGUGGACAGCGUGGUCACUGUUGCCGCCCGUCUGGCUGAAGCAGGUCACUAUGGCGCUGACCGCAUCACCAAAGUGUCGUCACGGUUACAGGAGGACUGGAGCGCGCUAACCGCUGCGCUGGACCAGAGGAGCGCCACGCUGGGCAUGGCCACAGGCUUCCACCAGGGGGCAGAGCAGUUUCUAUCGAAGGUGGAGACGUGGGUGCAGCAGUGCUCUGAAGGCCCUCUGCCGUCAGUCUCCUCUGAGCUGGAGGCGGCCAGCAAAAAGCACCAAGAACUCAACGAGGAGAUUUCUGGAAACUACACACAGAUCAGUGAAAGCGGUAAAAUCUUAUUGGACGUCCUCCAGCGAAGUCCCACCUCCGAGUCGGACCAAACUGAAACCAAACCGGACUUCACAGCUGCCACACACGGUAUCAUGGGAGUUCUGCACCAGGUCCUUCAGGGCCAUCACAAAGUGGAGGGGGCGUGGCAGCAUCGUAAGCUCCGCCUCCACCAGCGUCUGCAGCUCUGUGUGUUCCAGCAGGAUGUCAAACAGGUGUUGGACUGGGUGGAGCAGCAUGGGGAGGUGUUCCUGAAUAAACACAGUGGAGUGGGGAAGUCGCUGCACCGAGCUCGAGCUUUACAAAAGAGACACGAUGACUUCCAACAGGUGGCACAGAAUACUUACACAAAUGCAGAGAAGCUGCUGGAGGCGGCCGAUCAGCUGGCGCAGUCUGGAGAGUGUGAAGAGGAGGAGAUCUACCAGGCCUCACGCGACCUCGAGCUACGGAUGCAGGCGUUUAUUCAGAAAGUGGAGCAAAGGAAGCUGCUGCUGGACCUGGCUGUGUCCUUUUACACGCACACCAAAGAGUUGUCUGUGUGGAUGGAGGGCCUCCAAAAGCAGCUCUCCUCUGAGCUCUGUCCCUGUCCUGAGACUGUGGAGGCUCUGCAGGCCCUGAUCAGCCAGCAGCAGCAACAGCAGGCGAAUACACAGGAGGCCGCCAUGAGUGUGAUCCGAGAAGGAGAAGACCUCAUUCUACAACUCAGACCGCAGGGCAGCUCGGUGGUCCAUGUGGAGACAGUGCUGCAGCAGUUGGAGGAGGCUCAUGUUCAACUGGAAGAACUGUUCCACCAAAGGAAGAUUCGCCUUGACGUGUUUCUGCAGCUUAGGAUCCUGCACCAGUGCACGUUAGAGGUAAUGAGUGAAAUGGACGCAUGGAAACAAGACCUCCAGAAACAGUCUCAGGAUUUCUCCUCAGAUAAGUCCCGAGUCUCAGAUCAGAACCAGGACAAACUAGGUCUGAGUGGAUCCAGACUGAACGAGGCCAGUCCAGAGGCCCUGACCCUGGCACAGCAGAGGAUCCACAGGCACAUGGAGCGGCGUCUGGCCAUGAACAACAUGAUUUAUGAAGUCAUUCAACAGGGACACGACCUCCAGCAGUACAUCACCGAAGUACAGGCCUCAGGGGUAGAUUUGUCGGAGCCAGAGGGCGGAACUCUGGCCCCUCAGGUGGAGGAGCUGCAGCACCUCCUACAGGACAAACAGAAGGAAGUGCAGCAGAUGGCAGACCACACACACACACUGUUAGAACAACACCUACAACUGAGACACCUGCAGAGCCAAGUCAAACAGGUCCUAGGGUGGAUAAAUGAGGGGGAGGUGAUGUUGGCGUCGUGCUUGUUGAACUCCAGUUGUUUGUCUGAAGCCGAACAGUUACAGCGAGAACAUGAGCGCCUCCAGCAGUCCAUUGAGGGCCUGCUCCACGCUGACUCCCUCCAGAGGACCCAUCAGGUGGCGCUGGCGCUGCAGCAGAGGGCGGAGCUACUAGUGCGGUCCGGGCACUAUGAUCCAGACGCAGUAAGAGCCUGUGCCCAGACAGUGGCGUUGCACUGGCAGACUCUGAUGCUGCGAAUUGAAGACCGACUUAAACUGGUGAACGCUUCGGCCGCGUUCUACAGGACAUCACAGCAGGUGUGUGGCGUGCUGGAAAGCCUUGAACAGGAGUACAGACGGGAGGAGGAUUGGUGUGGCUCUGGAGAGAGACAACCUGAGCAGCUGCUGCCUCUGAUCAACAAGCACAUGGAGCAGAAGGAGGCCUUCCUCAAGGCAUGUACUUUGGCACGAAGGAACGCUGAGGUGUUUCUGAAGUACAUCCACAGGAACAGCGUCACCAUGGCGACCAUCUCUGGGCACAACAUCAGCGUCACUGGGGCAACCGAGGUCACUGGGGGUCACUCCAGGGUCCCCGAGCAGCAGGUCAAAGGGAUCCUAAGUGAGCUGCUGCAGAGGGAGAACCGGGUGCUUCACUUCUGGACGUUAAAGAAGCGACGUCUAGACCAAUGUCAACAGUUCCUCAUGUUCCAGUCCCACGCUCAGCAGGCGCUGGACUGGCUGGCCCAGUCAGGUGACCAUUACCUGGCCACACACACUUCACCUGGAGCCAAUCUUUCUGAGACCCAGGAGCUCCUGAACCAGCACCGGGAAUUCUGCAUCUCUGCCAAGCACACUCAGGAGAAGGUUCACCUGCUCAUACAGUUAGCCGAGAGUAUGCUAGCUAAAGGUCACGCCCACCGCACCGAACUACGCCGCUGUGUCUCCUCUGUCGACAAACGCUACCGCGACUUCACUGUGCGCAUGGGCCAGUACCGCCACCUGCUGGAGACCGCGAUGGGGGGCUGUGCUCAGGAUAACAAAGACUUGGAGUUGGAGCUGAUCCCAAACAGCCUCUCUGACUCCGACCCAGAAGUGAACCUGUCUGACCCCAGUCACCAGGUCAGCGACGAGAAGCGACGCACAGCACGCAAGAAGGAGUACAUCAUGGCGGAGCUGCUACAGACAGAGAGAGUCUAUGUCAGAGACCUACAGGAGUGUAUCGAGACUUACCUGUGGGAGAUGACGAGCGGGGCUGAGGAUGUUCCUCCUGGACUCUGUAACAAAGACGAUGUUGUGUUCGGAAACAUCCAGGACAUUUACGAGUUCCACAACAGUAUUUUCCUGAAAGAACUUGAAAACUACGAGCAGCUCCCGGAAGACGUCGGUCAUUGCUUCGUCACAUGGGCGGAUAAGUUCCAUAUGUACGUGACCUACUGCCGCAACAAACCCGACUCCAGUCUCCUCAUACAACAACACGGAACUGCUUUCUUUGAGGAGGUGCAGAGGAGACACGGUUUGGCCAACUCCAUCUCUUCAGCUCUGAUCAAACCAGUUCAGAGGAUCACAAAGUACCAGCUACUUCUCAAGGAGCUGCUGGCGUGCUGUGAGGAGGGUAAAGGAGAGAUUAAAGAGGGACUGGAUGUGAUGCUCAGCGUCCCCAAAAGAGCCAACGAUGCCAUGCACGUCAGCAUGUUAGAGGGUCUGGAGGAGGGUCUGGAGGUCCAGGGGGAGCUGCUCCUUCAGGACUCGUUCUUGGUCUGGGAGCCGAAGUCUCUGAUCCGAAAAGGGCGAGACCGACACCUGUUUUUGUUUGAGCUGUCGCUGAUCUUCAGUAAAGAGAUGAAGGACUCCUCUGGACGCACCAAGUACCUGUACAAGAGCAGACUCAGGACAUCAGAGCUGGGUGUGACGGAGCACAUCGAAGGAGACCCCUGUAAGUUUGCUCUGUGGGUCGGAAGAACGCCAACUUCAGACAACAAGACUGUGCUCAAGGCUGCGUCUCUGGAGCUGAAGCAGGAGUGGGUGCGCAGUAUCAGACAGGUGAUCCAGGAGAGGAGGGGUCACCUGAGGGGUGCCCUGAGAGAGCCAAUCCCCCUGCCCAAGACCCCCAACCCCACACUGGGGAGACAAAGGAGUAUCAGUCGGAGAGAGACCAGUGAAGACGCAGACAGUCUGGGAGAUGCCAGCUCUCAGCCCGACACUGUGUCCAUCGCCUCCAGAACCUCUCAGAACACGGCCGACAGCGACAAGUUAUCAGGGGGCUCAGAGCAGGUGGUAGUACUUCUGGAUUUUACCACAACUCUCACGGGGGAGCUCAGUGUGAAGUGUGGCCAGACGGUGGAGCUGUUAGAGCGGUCGGCAGAGAGACCGGGCUGGUGCCUGAUCCGGACCACAGACCAACAAACCCCACAGGAGGGUCUGGUGCCCAUGAGCGCCCUCUGCCUGUCACACUCCCACAGUGCACCCGACAUGGAGGGCCUGGUUCCACCCUCCACCGCCUCCACCUCCUCCACCUCUCCCCCGGGUAGCACAGCACCCUCUACAGCCAACGCAGGGUCACACACGGGGAGCACAGCACCCUCUCCAGGUGCGCCAAACACCUGCAACAGUAAUGGGUCAACUGCUUUGGCCAUGCACAACUCAGUGUUCAGCUCUGAUGGAUCUGGACUCUCUCAGACCAGUCCUCACACUCCGACGUCUCCCACAGUGUAUGGAGUGAGCAGUCCAACGGGGGGCGCUGUGGGCUCUCCAGGUCCCAAACGCAGUGGAUCUGGCACUGGCAACACACUCAAGCGCUGGUUGACGAGUCCAGUUCGGAGGCUGAGUCAAGGCAAAGCUGAUGGACAGAAAAAACCUCCAAUCAGGAUGAGGAGACGGGACAACAGAGCUGAGACCACGCCUCUCAACGCAAAUUCACAAGCAAAGGCUCGUAAGGAAGACUCGGUGCAGAGCGGAGGAGAGGAGGAGCCUGAAGAGGAGAGCUCCACCCCUCUGCCCCCUCCCAUGCAGAUCAUCAAGGACCCCAACAACCCAGAGGCUUUAGAUUCAGACCAAGGCUCCAACGAAUCGGACACGGAGCAGAGAAACAAAGCGCUCAGAGGGAGGAUGUUUGUGGUGAACGAAAUGGUACAAUCAGAAAAGGACUACGUGAAAGACCUGGCUGUUAUUGUAGAGGGUUUCAUGUCUCGUCUGGAGGUUCGAGGGAUUCCUGAGGACAUGAGGGGCAAAGACAAGAUUGUGUUUGGCAACAUCCAGCAGAUCUAUGACUGGCACAGAGAUUUCUUCCUGGUGGAGCUAGAGAGAUGUGUCCAGAACCAUGACCUCCUCGCUGACCUCUUCAUCAGACAUGAGCGGCGGUUGCAUAUGUACAUUGUUUACUGCCAGAAUAAACCCAGGUCAGAGUUCAUCGUCAUCGAAUACGAGAAAUUUUUCGAGGAGAUCCAACAUGAGAUCAGCUGCCGAAUGUCCAUAAGUGACUAUCUGAUCAAACCCAUACAGAGGAUCACCAAGUACCAACUCCUGCUCAAGGAUUUUCUGAAAUACACAUCUAAAGCAGGCCUGGACUGUGAAGAGGUGGAGAAAGCCUACGAACUGAUGUCCCUAGUGCCCAAACGCUGUAAUGACAUGAUGAACCUCGGGCGGCUGCAGGGAUACGAGGGAAAGCUGACGUCUCACGGGAAACUCCUACAGCAGGAGACGUUCUGUGUUUGGGAGCAGGACGGAGGCGUUUUGUCCCGGAGCAAAGAACGAAGAGUUUUUCUGUUCGAGCAAAUCAUUAUCUUCAGUGAACUGCUGAGGAAAGGCUCACAGAACCCUGGCUACCAGUACAAGAACAGUAUCAAGGUGAGUUACCUGUCGAUGCAGGACCAGGUGGAGGGAGACCCCUCUAAGUUCGUUCUCUGGUCUCGGGGGUCAGCCGAGCGCUUCACUCUUCAAGCCUCCAAUGCUGCCAUCAAACAGACCUGGGUGGAGACUAUCUCCGCCCUGCUGGACGCACAAAACAACUUCCUCUCAGCGCUGCAGUCUCCCAUCGAGUACCAAAGGAAGGAGGGGGGCAUUUCUGUGACCCGCCCCCUGUCGUCAGGGCGACCACCAUCAGCCCCGCCCACUCCAAAUGGCCACGCCCCCCAGCCACCACCCGACGGUGACGCAGAUGACACAGAGCUGGUUCUAGUGACACAGGACUUUGUGGCUGUCCGAGAGGAUGAGAUCUCUGUGUUUCGAGGAGAGAAAGUUCAGAUUUUAGCUUCAAACCAGCAGGGCCAGAGCCUGGUUUACCGACCGGCCAACAGCGACUCUCCAGCAGCAGAGGGCUGGGUGCCGCGGAGCGUGCUCAGAACACACUGACCCCUGACCCCAUAACUACAGGAAAACAAACACACAAAUAAACAGAGGACCAAUGACAGGGCAAGGGCUGUUUACAUCCCACACGCAGCCAGUGAGGACGGAGAGGGAUUAAGCAUUGAAUACGAGGAUCAUGUAUUAGAGCCUUAUGGAGAAGUUUAUCAAGGUGCUCUCACUCUGACCCCGCCCCUUUCUCUGGAUCAUCCAAUCAGAUGCCGUCACCUGUUUACAGCCGGGCCAAUCGCAAAUGCCGACUGAGGCACAAACUCUGAUACCAUUGGUCGCAUUUUGGAAGGCUUGUUGUGGAA